AUGAAAAAGAUAAAGCGGAAAGGAGGCGUGGCCAGGCAGCGGCGUGGCCAGAGGGACCUGUGGCGUCACAACAAAAGCUGCGCACGCAACCGCUGUCCCCGCCCUUCGGAGAGGGGCGGGGCCGGCUUUCCUUGGGUGCGCGCGCAGCUUGCUGUGCCCAUCAAGCUCCGGGUCAGUGUUCCUUGCCCCGCGCACCUGAGAGGCCGCUCUUCGACUCCCGCGCUGGACCCUCUUGCGCCACUGAACCCCCUGAUCCGGGGGCCUCGGACCCCAGGGCUCAGGAGGACUGAACCAGGACUUACCCAAAGUUGCCGCGGGGCCUUCCGUUCCCCUAGGCCAUCGCCCAAGUCUGGCCAGACUGAUGGGACCAGCGAGGAGUCUCUGCACCUUGACAUUCAGAAACUGAAGGAGAAGAGGGACAUGCUGGAUGAGGAGAUCUCCCAGUUCAUAUCUGAAGGCUACAGUGUGGAUGAACUGGAGGACCACAUUACCCAGCUUCACGAGUACAAUGACAUCAAGGAUGUGGGGCAGAUGCUGAUGGGCAAACUAGCUGUGAUCCGAGGUGUCACCACCAAAGAAUUGUAUCCAGAGUUUGGGCUGGACAUGAAUGACUGAGCAGGCUCAUCGCCCCUUGUCCACAGUCCCGAGGGACAGAAGGGUGUGGACAUGAUAAACGCUGAGAGCUCAACCAGCACAAAUACAGAGUUUCCAGCAAGAAAAUGCCAGAAGCGCUUUUCUAGAGAGCCCAAGCUGAAUCAGGAGGAGCCUAGAGAAGAGCCGGACAGGGAGGAAGGGGCAUUCCCAGCUCCAAGGUUCCUGAAAUGUCACAGUGAUACUUGUGUAGGGGUACAUGUACUUUAUUUGUCAAUGAACAUAUGUCAAUAAACA
Molecule: messenger RNA, 888 nt
Organism: Rhinopithecus roxellana (golden snub-nosed monkey)
Lineage: Eukaryota; Metazoa; Chordata; Mammalia; Primates; Cercopithecidae
Gene: SWI5
Product: SWI5 homologous recombination repair protein
Biological process (GO): double-strand break repair via homologous recombination
Cellular component (GO): Swi5-Swi2 complex; Swi5-Sfr1 complex
Source: RefSeq, a predicted model, not a curated record